CGGAUUCGUGGAUCUGACAUUCGUCGUUGACUUCUGUCAUUCGCGAAAUUUUCUUCUACCGCCGUAGUGGGUAUUUUUGUUUACCAAUCUCCGGUGACCUUUCCCAGCAUAAAUUGUCCGGAUUUUUCCACAAACCCGUCGUGAGGUCCGCCAGAUAAUCAUCCCUGCGAAUCGAUAGUGAACAGAAUGGGCUCGGAGGACGGCAGCUGUGGAAAAGGCGAGAAAAUCCAGCGCGGAUUCCAAAUAAACUGGAUGAUUCUCCGCGACGCGGACAGCGGGAACAUCAUUUGGCAGGAGAACAAGGACUUCUCGUCGCCAGAUGUUGAGCAUGAGGCGAAAGUGCCUGUGAAAAUCUUAGACCUGCGAGCGGUUUCGCGUGAAAUCAACUUCAGCACGAUCGAGGCGAUGGAGAAUUUCCGAUUGGAUCAGAAAGUGCUGUUCAAGGGCAGGAUAAUGGAGGAGUGGUUUUUCGAGAUGGGUUGGGUGAGCCCCAACACCACCAACACCUGGCAGUCGACCAUCGAGGCAGCCCCCGAGUCACAGAUGAUGCCCGCGAAGAUUUUGAACGGAAACGUGACAAUUGAGACGAGUUUUUACGAUGGCGAGACCUUGAUCACGAAGUCGGUGGUGCGACUCUAUUACAUCUAAGACCAGAAUAAGACUUUUAUUUAAGCUGCUAGACCCAACCGCCAGUUUUUUACUAAUAAGCAAAAACAAUCUAGUCCUUGAUUAACAAAAACACAAUUUGUCACAAUUUGUUUGUUCGUAAAACCUCUGCCCUGACUCCUUGGAACUAACUGGUUCUAUGCAAACCAACAUCUUUAACCGAUGAUUUCCAAUAACGUCCCCAAUAAUUUCUCAACUUCAUACUUGUAACUUAUAAAACUGCUGCAUUUCACCGUUUAUUCGUUCUUGCUGUAUCUCUGCAAACAUUCUCAAAAGAAAAGUGAUGUAAGUAAAUAGAUAAACGUAAAUUGUAAGUUGUUGAUGCAUAAUCUAGGUGUAUUCUCAGAAUAUCAAAAAAUGAUCAUAAUGACGACUCGUCUGUUUCGUUUUAAGACAAAAAGAUCGCCAUCCGUCCAGUACACAAUCAAUUGAAAUCAAAUGGCAAUUUUUAAUCUGCAUGUCCAGGUGCAUUUACAAUUUUAUCUUGUUUGAUAUAUUUUUGAUAAAGUCUUUUUCUUUCUCUGAACAUUGUUUAUGUUUGAAGCUCAUUGAUUAAUUGUAUUCUUGCCGAAGAAUAUUUCAAUCGAAUUGUUGUGAACUUUCUACAUUUUAAGAGUGAAUAAAAAAGCAACGAAAUAAAUUAUUUAAAAGGAACAA
Messenger RNA from Hermetia illucens (black soldier fly), 1323 nucleotides. It is a transcript of the gene PrBP, whose product is annotated as probable cGMP 3',5'-cyclic phosphodiesterase subunit delta. The record is from RefSeq and is a predicted model, not a curated record. The coding region runs from base 187 to 648 and encodes 153 amino acids. NCBI's taxonomy places the organism in Eukaryota, Metazoa, Arthropoda, Insecta, Diptera, Stratiomyidae. The transcript is spliced from 3 exons. Gene Ontology annotation, cellular component: cytoplasm. Gene Ontology annotation, biological process: sensory perception of light stimulus.